AUGUCUGAGGUCGAGACGCAGUAUGUCAAACGUGGGUAUUGGAACAACAUCGAGCAUGGUUCUAUUCUAGGUGGAGUAAUUACCACCGAUGUUCGCACUGGUUCCGUUACAAUCGCCCUGCUCGCUAUCUUGGUGACAAUCGCAACGGCACAUCUCUGGAAUUUGGUCGUCUUUGUUCUACACAUGUUACGUGCAGACGGAAGACCAGCUGACGGGUUGUUUCAACAGCAGCAAGCUCUUCUUCGCACUGCUGCGGCACCAACUUCGAUGCUAGCCGAUUGGGUGAAGCUUUGGUGGAUCUGGAGAAAGCGAACGACAAAGGCUCUGGCGCGAUCUGUCCUAAUAUUCAUUCUCACCUCACUCUUCGCGGCGGCUACCAUCGUGGCCGGAGUGUUCUCAUCUUACGUCGUGGACACAUCGAAUUUGCAUGUCCUUGUGGACAGUCCGGCUUGCGGACCACUGCGUCCCAAUGAUGGGAAUACUUUCUCAGCCAACAAUCUCGCAUUCCUGGAUUAUAAUGGCAAAUUACAAGCCCUGAGUGUACCAUAUGCCCAGGAGUGCUAUCAGGAAGGAACGUCGCUCCCAGCACGAUGUCAUAUUUUCGUGCAGCCAAAUAUUCCACUGGUCCCGGAGCGCCACGAUUGCCCUUUCGCAGACACAAUCUGUAAGCCGUUCGACAAACCCGGCGUCACCGUAGACUCUGGUCUUGUCGAUGCAAACGAUAUAUUUGGUUGGAAUCUCCAGGCACACCAACGACUCAAAUACCGCAGGAAGACCACUUGCGGAGUCCUCAAAACGCAAGAGUACCAGACAGUCUUCGAAGCGAAGGACUAUCCAUUCAAUACGCGGCCUUUACUGCCUGGCGAGCAAAACCUAGCAGCUCAUUAUGGUCUUCGGCGUUCUACGGGUGAGUGGGCAAAUCUUACUAUGGCCCAGAGUCUUGUCCUGGCGAAUGUAACGCGAGGAUACACAGUGAACACCGUCAUGCGCUGGGGCGCGCCGGAACGAGACAUCAGUAGCAUUUUCGAUCCCAUUCCAGAGCUGGCGACUGAAAAUGCCGACUUGACGUUGAUCAUGGUGACGCUGAACCAAGUGCGAUAUUCCGCGCCUGUUGAGGAUCCGUUCUUCUCUGCGCAUAAGCCGUUCAAUUGGAUUGCUUCCACAACUGAUAACAUGACCGUCUACUUUUCUGAUUGGCCUAAUGCCAUGCUGGGAUGCAAACAAAAGCACCAACUCUGCCAUGCGCGCAAAGGCGAGGAAGACUUCUGCACAGAUCUAUCUUUCCUUCCCGAUGCCGUAAAUUCAACAAGUUUCCCCAACGCCAGCGAGCUCCAAAUUGCAGGCUUGCAACUCAUUCUCGAUGCAAGCUCUUCUUCCACUAGCUACGAUGCUGCUCUGAAAGGUCUCAACGCAACGGCCAAGUUCGCCAGCAACAACGGAUUUGUAACUAAGGACUUCCCAGCCGAUCAAUGGGUCACCGAAGUUGUUGGAUGGGAGAAGUAUAUAUGGGCGACUUUCCAGGCGUAUAUCGCUGAUUAUGCCAUGGGUUUCAGCGCCCGAGUCCCUGCACUAAAGGAGUAUAUACAGACAAAUCUUACCAAAGGUGAGAAGGAGCUCUGCGGUAUUCAGCGAAUGGUGAAGCCUAGUGGAGUCAUGAAUAUCUCUGUUGUUGGCCUUGCUAUUGUCGUAGCGCUCGCGGCAUUUUUUACACUGUUCGACUUGAUCGUACUCAAAUUCAUCAUCUUCCUCGGGCGCUCUCGCAAAGCGCUUGCUCCGCGCAUCGAUAGAUGGAUCCAGUAUGGAGUUUUUCAACUGCAGCGACGUGUUUACGAGGCCAAUGAAGAGGGAAUUUGGGUGCGUCAGGAUACAGAAGUGCCUGCUACGAUUGAUGGUCAGCCGUUGUGCGAACUAUCAGUUGAGACGCCUCGGCAUUGCUGCACACACACUUGCACGAAGAAGAAUGGCGAUGUAGUUAUCCCAAGGGUGGGUAUAAAGCGAGGUAUAACGGUGAUGAGCGAUGCAACGACAGUAUAUGAUCAGACAGAUAAUGAGGCGUCCUCGAAGAGUAGUUCGAUAAAGAAGGGGACAAUGUAUCCUGCGGGCAAGUAGCUAUUAUAGUUUAGGGCCUGAUUUGGAAGCUGAGGAGCGCUUGCACCUCUAGUCGGCGCGCCGUACAUACUUUUUUGAUUUUUAAGUAUAGACACACCAAGGUACUCAUCUCCACUAAGGACCCAUCCUUAC
Cucurbitaria berberidis CBS 394.84 is the source of this 2241-nucleotide messenger RNA. RefSeq lists its product as uncharacterized. The transcript has 3 exons. Lineage: Eukaryota; Fungi; Ascomycota; Dothideomycetes; Pleosporales; Cucurbitariaceae. The record is from RefSeq and is a predicted model, not a curated record. The coding region runs from base 1 to 2109 and encodes 702 amino acids.